Messenger RNA from Cuscuta campestris, 1032 nucleotides. The record is from the annotation of a GenBank genome assembly. Lineage: Eukaryota; Viridiplantae; Streptophyta; Magnoliopsida; Solanales; Convolvulaceae.
AAGGAUUGGCACACACCGAAGGAUUGCAAAUCCUUUGGCUGCUAAACAAGGAAGAACAGCUAUGCUCUUUAUCUCUUCUACCACACUCCUUCCCAAGCCUCCCCUUCCUCAUAGAACUCUUUCCCUUUUUCAUACACCCAGGCCUUGUGCAAGGUUACUCUAUGGUUCAUAUACCAAUGGCGCAGUACGUGUUAACAGAGAACAGAAUAGUCCUGUAUUGCAUUAUGAGGAGAAUUUGAGGAGGAGAUUUCUUCUAUUUUUCCUACUUGCUUCAGGCAUAUCCCCAGCUUUCCCAUGUUUUGGGAAGAGUAAGAACAAAAACCCAUACAACGAAAAACGCUUACUUGAACAAAACAAACGAAUACAGACAGAAAACAAUGCCCCUGAAGAAUUUCCAAACUUUGUACGAGAAGGGUUCACAGUGAAAGUAUUGACAUCGAAUAACUAUGUAACGCGCGACUCAGGUUUGAUAUUUUGGGACAUCGUUGUUGGCAAAGGUGAUUGUCCAAAGGCUGGUCAGCAGGUGACUUUUCAUUAUGUUGGUUAUAACGAGUCUGGACGCCGUAUUGACAGUACAUACUUACGAGGUGCUCCCGCAAGAGUGCGAAUGGGCACUAAUGGCUUGGUCCCAGGUUUUGAAGAGGGACUUGAGGAAAUGAGACCCGGGGGAAAGAGGAGAAUUAUCAUACCUCCAGAGCUUGGGCCACCGGUAGGACCUUCAACAUUCUUCAGCUCCAAACAGUUUGAAGUUUUCGACGUGGAAUUGCUUAGUGUUCAAGACUGUACCCGCAGGACCAUAGGAUUCUACUCUGAUAUUGUCUGCAAUUGAUGUACCAUUAAUGAGAUAUUAAGCUGUCUGUAGUUGAAGCAAUCCUUCAUCUUCGUCGCGGCGAGGAGCAUAAGAUUUAAAUCUUUUUUUCCCUAGUUCUGAGUAGCAUUGAGUACACACAAGCAUUUCAAGGAAAAAAAAUGCAGACCAAAUGAUGUGUUGUUCAAUACUAAUAGAGGACUGUGAUCCUAACAUGUACCAUU